Cavenderia fasciculata is the source of this 1092-nucleotide messenger RNA. RefSeq lists its product as uncharacterized. NCBI's taxonomy places the organism in Eukaryota, Evosea, Eumycetozoa, Acytosteliales, Cavenderiaceae. The transcript is spliced from 4 exons. The record is from RefSeq and is a predicted model, not a curated record. The coding region runs from base 1 to 1092 and encodes 363 amino acids.
AUGAAUGAUACAAGUUUAUUACCAUUAAAGAUUUAUAUGGGUAGAUUUGAUAUACCUCAUAGUAAAAGAUUACAAUUUGAAAAGAUCAUUAGAUCGACAACACCAGACUUUGCAAGUUCACUUUCACAAUCUUCACUCUCUAGAAAUGAAUUGAUUAUUGUUAUUGAAAAGAGUUCCCCUUCUUCUAUUAUUAAUGCAAGUGAAAAAUAUUUAAAAGAUUUAUAUGGAGUUAUACUAUCAGUUGAAGAUAAUGGAUCAAUUAGAUUAAAUGAACAAUUAUCAUUUACAUGGUCAUCAUUUACAUCACCAAAAACAUUUUUGACUGGUUAUUCAUUACGUUAUGAAUUGAUUAUGACUUUGAUGGUAUAUGGGAUGUCUCAUUACAAUAGAGCUUCGGAAAUCAAUGACCAAAUUACUGAAUCAAAUUUUGAUGAUAGUGCUAAAGUUUUGGUUAAUCAUUUGAAAACUGCUGCUGGUAUAUUUGAUUUUGUUCAUUCUACUGAAUUGCCAAGAUGGUCAAAUCCACCAGAAGAUAUUCAUUUGGAAUGUUUAUCAAAUACAAGUCUUGGAUUAUCAUUGUUAUGUAUUGCACUUGGUAAUAGUGUAACGGUUAGAAAAGCAAUGAAACAACAAACAUCACAUUCAAUCAUUUCAAAGAUAUCAUGUGAAGCUUGGCACAAGAUGGAAAUGUCUAAAAAUUGUUUCAAAGAUCUCUCUUCUCACAAUUAUAAAAAACUACCAAAGAAUUUUAGAGAUUUCCUUUCUACAAAUAUAGCUCUAAAUAAUUCUAUUACAAUGAUGGAAAUGGGUAGACAUUUUGCUUUUGAAAAAAACUUUUCAAAUGCAUUAUCAUAUUUAUCAUUGGCAGUACAAUAUAUAACAAAAAUGAAGAAACCAAAUGAAUCUAGACAAAUUGAAAUUGUAAAUGCAUUGAUUAAUGAAAUCAAUUAUGAAAACCAAUCAUUGGUCAAAGAGAAUGAUUUGAUCUAUUUCCAAAAAAAGGUAGAUCCAAAAUCACUACAACAACCAGAACCAAAAAGUUUUAUCAUUGACCUUAAAUUUGAACCUCCUAUGCCUUCUUUUCAUUAUUAA